AUGAAGUGGCUUGUGCUCCUCAGGCUGGUGGCCCUUUCAGAGUGCAUAGUCAUAAUCCCUAUAACGAAGAUGAAGUCCUUGCAAAGAAUCCUCAUGGAAAAUAACUUGCUGAGAAGUUUCCCGGAGCCACAAUCUUAUACCCUGUCCCAGAAGUUGACUCUUGACCAGAAUUUCUCAUCUCAUCCCCCAAGGAACCUCAUGGAUAUGGCCUACGUUGGCAGCAUCACCACUGGAACACCACCUCAAGAGUUCCGGGUCAUCAAUGACACCAGCUCGUCUGACCUAUGGGUGGCCUCUGUCUACUGCCGAAGUCCCUCCUGCUCUGCAUACCAGACAUAUGACCCCAAGAUGUCCACCACCUUCCGAUGCAAGUGGAGGAAAUUCAACCUCUACUGUGGCUUUGCAAAGAUAACAGGAGUUCUUGCCAGUGAAACUGUUCAGGUAAUGGGGGAACCAGGGGCUGAGACAGCUGUUGCCAAGAACCAGACAUUUGGCCUGACCAAGAAUAAGAUUGGUGGGUUCCUGGAAAAUUCACCUUAUGAUGGUGUCCUUGGCUUGGCGUUUCCCAGCCUCGCCAGGUGUGAAGCCACCCCCCUCUCUGACAACGUGAAGAGACAAGGAGUCAUUUCUGAACCUGUCUUUGCCUUGUUCAUGAGCAGUUAAACCCUUCUUCCUCCUCUCUUCAGCUGGCCACACAAGAGCAGCUUGCUGAUGCUUGGUGGGGUGGACCACGCCUACCACAAGGGAGCUCUCAAGUGGGUACCGGUGACCCAAGCCCGCUUAUGGCAGAUAACUGUGGACCGCAUCUCCAUAAACAAAAUGGUGGUUGCUUGUUCUCGCGGAUGUCAGGCUAUUGUGGACAGUGGGAGCUCAGUGCUGGCUGGCCCAACUCAAGUGGUCCACAACAUCUUCAAACACAUCAACCCCAAUCCCAAAGAGAAAAACCAGCAGUUGAUUUCAUGUGAUCAGGCCAAGACCCUGCCUCCUAUUAACUUCACUAUCAAUGGCAUGCACUUCCCAGUGUCCCCUAAAUACUACAUCCAGAAGGUUUUUGAGGACAUCUGCUUUGUCAGCUUUCAAGGGGGCACAGAAUACAUGAGCCCCUCAGACACCUGGAUCCAGGGUGACAUCUUCCUGAAAGCAUAUUUCACAGUUUUCGAUCAGGGAAACUAUAGGAUCGGCCUGGCUCCCUCAGUGUAA
Molecule: messenger RNA, 1200 nt
Organism: Odocoileus virginianus texanus
Lineage: Eukaryota; Metazoa; Chordata; Mammalia; Artiodactyla; Cervidae
Source: RefSeq, a predicted model, not a curated record